AUGGAAAAGUCCGACCUCACCGCGGGCUACCAUAGCGAGGGCGACCGCACGCCUGUUCAUGAAGAGAAGAACAUCGACGCCACUCGCCAUGUGCCAGACAUUACAGACCCGGAUGCAGGCAAAAGCGAUGAGGAGCGAGCAGCAAUUGACAAAAAACUCCUCCGUAAACUCGACCUCCACCUCAUCCCCUGGCUCACCCUCCUCUACCUCAUCUCCUUCCUCGACCGCACCAACAUCGGCAACGCCAAAAUCGACGGCCUCCUCACCGACUUGCACAUGUCCCAAAACCAAUACCAAGCCUCCCUCUCCAUCUUCUUCAUCUCCUACGCCCUCUUCGAACCCCUCACCAACGUCCUCCUCAAAAGACUCCGCCCCAGCAUUUUUUUACCCCUCAUCAUGUUAUUGUGGGGAAUUUGUAUGGUGUGUAUGGGACUCGUACACGAUUUUUCGGGGUUAGCGGCUGCGAGAUUUUUCUUGGGAAUGUUUGAGGCGGGAUUGUUUCCGGGAGUGAAUUAUUAUUUGAGUUGUUGGUAUAAGAGGUCGGAAUUUGGGAUUCGGGCUGCUGUGUUUUUUUCGGCGGCCGCGUUGGCGGGUUCGUUUGGAGGGUUGUUGGCUGCGGCGAUUAUACAGAUGAGAGGUGUUGGUGGGAAGGCGGGUUGGGCUUGGAUCUUCAUCCUCGAAGGCCUAGCAACCAUCCUCAUCGGCAUCGCCAGUUACUGGAUGGUCCACGACUUCCCCACCGAAGCCACCUUUCUCUCCCCCACCGAUCGUCAACGCGUCCUCGUCCGCCUACGCGCCGACAACCCACAGAGUAGCAGGGCAGCACAAGAGGAGAAAUUCCAACUCAAAUACUUCUGGCAAUCCCUCCGCGACUGGAAAACUUGGGCCUACUGCAUCAUCUACAUGGGCUGCGACAUGCCCUUGUACGCCUUCAGUCUCUUCCUCCCCACCAUCAUCCGCGAAAGCGGCUUCGUCAAAUCCGGAAGCACCACUCUCACCAAUCUCCUCAGCGUUCCCCCUUACGCCGCCGCAGCCCUCCUCACCGUCCUCGUCGGCUGGUACGCCGACCACACGCGCAAACGCGGUCUCGCAAAUAUUUACAUCUCAUUCCUCGCCAUCGCAGGCUUCUCCAUGCUCCUCGGCAGCUCCAACCCCAACGUACAAUACGCCGGAGUAUUUCUCGCCGCCAUGGGAAUUUACCCGUGUGUACCCAACACCAUUGCAUGGGGAUCGAAUAAUUUCGCGGGAAGUUAUAAACGAGGAGUCACCAUGGGAGUUUUUAUCGGAUGGGGAAAUUUAAAUGGAAUUGUCUCUUCGAAUAUUUUUCCGCAGAGUAGUGGGCCGAGGUUUUUGGAAGGGCAUGGGGUGGUGUUGGCGUAUUUGGUGGUGUUUUUGUUGGGCGGGAGUGUGCUGACGCAUUGGGGAUUGGAGAGGGAGAAUGGGAAGAGGAGGGCUGGGGAGAGGGAUUUUUGGGUGCGUGGGAAGACGGAGGAGGAAAUUGAGGAGUUGGGGGAUUGUGUGCCGGGGUAUUUGUAUACGACUUGA
This is a messenger RNA of Sphaerulina musiva SO2202, 1545 nucleotides long. Its product is annotated as MFS general substrate transporter. The record is from RefSeq and is a predicted model, not a curated record. NCBI's taxonomy places the organism in Eukaryota, Fungi, Ascomycota, Dothideomycetes, Mycosphaerellales, Mycosphaerellaceae. Gene Ontology annotation, molecular function: transmembrane transporter activity. Gene Ontology annotation, cellular component: membrane. Bases 1 to 1545 code for a protein of 514 amino acids. Gene Ontology annotation, biological process: transmembrane transport. The transcript is spliced from 3 exons.